This is a messenger RNA of Culex quinquefasciatus (southern house mosquito), 4398 nucleotides long. It is a transcript of the gene Ptpmeg, whose product is annotated as tyrosine-protein phosphatase non-receptor type 4. The transcript has 10 exons. Bases 721 to 3951 code for a protein of 1076 amino acids. Lineage: Eukaryota; Metazoa; Arthropoda; Insecta; Diptera; Culicidae. Gene Ontology annotation, biological process: protein dephosphorylation. The record is from RefSeq and is a predicted model, not a curated record. Gene Ontology annotation, molecular function: protein tyrosine phosphatase activity; protein binding. Gene Ontology annotation, cellular component: cytoskeleton.
CAUCUUUACUUUCAUCGUUUUAAUCCUCCUUCCAUCCGCGGUUUCGAGUGUCGGUCGGUGGUCCUCGCGCACUUUUUCCGCUUAAAUCCGCCCGAAAUCUUUCGCUUCGCGUUCCGAAACCGGUCCCCGCGGACGCGCAAUCGUUCCGGCCAUCACGAUUUGGUGAAGUUACGGCGGUGGGACGGGAAUCGGUGCCAUUUUUCGGUGCUUUUCGCUACAUCCUGUGCUGCUGCUUUUGAAGGAGAACAAAAAAAAAAGAUUUUGGUUCUGUCCGUUCCCGUUGGAAGAAAGAGAAGCGUUCUGGUGCGGACCUCCUUGUCUGGCUGCUGUUGCCCCUGUACGUGUGUCUGUUUUGAUCUGUUUCAUCUGGUGCUGGGCUGAGAUUUUUUCUUUCCUCUAGCCAAAAGUGUCGAAAAUCGAAAAGGAAAAUAAAUUAACGGAAAAGAGGGAGUGAAGGAAAAAAGAGUGUCCCCCGAAAGUUGACACCCGAGACGGCAGCGGCUACAAAACAAACAAAAGUGCCACUUGGAACCACUUGAAGCGGCUACCUGCGCUACUUUUUUGCUCUCGGAAUAAAGGAUUUGCUCCGGAUUGUCCGAAAACGAGACCAACCUUAUCAUCUAGCUCUAAACGAAAAACGCAUCACCCCGCGUACGACGCCGGUGGACGCCGACCACGACGACGACGAGGCCGCCGGCACCGCUGCUAUGGCCUGCUGCGAUGCUUGAGCGGGUCCGGAUCGGUGGUUUCAGCGGAACGUACAAAGUGAGAAGUGCCGAGCUGGCGCGCGACAAGAAAGCCGCGUCCUCCCCGGCGGCGUCGACGACCAAAGCCGUGACGGUUCUGUUCCUCGAUGACACCACCCACACCUUCCAGCUAGAGAAAAAGGCCAAGGGCCACGAGCUGCUGGAGCAGGUCUUCCGCCAUCUGGAACUCUCCGAGCGGGACUACUUUGGGCUUCAGUUUCAACCGAAAUGCAGCAGCAGCUCCAAGGGAAAGCCGGUGGUCGUCGAUGUCGUCGGUGACAACGGGAGUUCCGGCAGUUCCGGAAGUGGCGGUGCCAAUGCCAAUGCGGGACUGCUGGUGGGCCCGGGACGGUGGCUCGAUCCGAACAAACCCUUCCGGAAGCAGUGGAACUCGGUCCGGCUGUCCGGGGAAGCGUGCGCGACGCUCUCGUUCCGGGUCAAGUUCUACGUGACCGAUCCGAGCCGAUUACACGAAGAGUAUACGAGAUAUCAGUUUUAUCUGCAGAUAAAGCGCGAUAUUUUCAGGGGGAAACUUCCGGUGGGACUCAACACCGCCUGUCUGCUCGCUAGUUUCACAGUGCAGUCUGAACUGGGCGACUACAACCCGCUGGAGCACACCCACGGCUAUCUGGCCGACAUGCAGCUACUCCCCGAGCAGAACGAGGACACCGAGCACCGGAUAUCGGAGCUGCACAAGCUGCACCGCGGCCAGCUGCCGGCCGACGCCGAGUACAACUACCUGGAGCACGCCAAGCGGCUGGACAUGUACGGGAUCGAUUUCCACCGGGCCACGGACUCGGCCGGCAAGGAACUCAGCUUGGGUGUGUCCUCGAUAGGUUUACUAGUCUACCAAAACGGUAUUCGCAUCAACACCUUCUCCUGGUCCAAAAUGGUCAAGGUGUCCUUCAAGCGGAAAGAUUUCUUCAUCCAGCUACGCCGGGAACCGUCGGAAAGCUACGACACCCUGCUCGGCUUCAGCAUGGGUGCCCACCGGAACGCCAAGUCACUGUGGAAGGCCUGCGUCGAGCAUCACUCGUUUUUCAGACUGCAACGACCGCACCGUUCACCACGAUUCCUGCCAUUAACCUUAGGUUCUAGAUUCCACUAUUCCGGCCGCACCGAACUGCAAGCCGUCCAGGAGAGCCGCCAGCGCGGCAAGGUGGCCAAGAUCUUUAUCCGAUCGCCCAGUAAACGAAUGAUGCUCAGUGCAAGCCAGCCGCAGUCACCGUUGCUGAAUGGUGGUGGUGGUGGUGGUGAGGGAAGUAACGGAAGUGGUGGGAAUAGUAAUGGCAACGGGAAGAAUCAGCUCUCGCUGUUGUCGUUGACGAAGGGCAGCCGGGCCGGGUACGACAAGGUCACAUCGAAGACGCCGUCGAUUCCGAGGAAGGCGUGGGAGCAGCAGGGUGAUGAUCCCACCUUCAUCGAGCACUGCGCCCGCACGUACGAUGCCCAGAUUCCGACCAUGUUCGACUCCCCGCCGGCCUACAACGGCAUCAACAACCCGGAAAACGUCGUCCCCAACGAGGAGGGUCUCGUCACGAUCCGGCUAGUCGCCGACGAGCAGGGCCGCUUCGGGUUCAACGUCAAAGGCGGGGUCGACCUGAAUCUCCCGAUUCAGGUGUCGCGCGUGGCCCCUCACACUCCGGCGGACCGCAGCACGCCCCGAAUCUGCGAGGGUGACCAGCUGGUGUUGAUAAACGGGCGCGACGUGGGCACGAUGAUGCACGAACAGGUCGUGGCGCUGAUUAGGGCGUCCCGCCAGGGUGGCGAGUUGAUGCUGACGCUGAAGCCGAACGCGUUGGUGGAUUAUUCGGAGGAGGAACCGCUGUAUCAGUACGUUCCGGACGAGUGUGACAUCGUGCGGGGCACGGAACUGAACGGGGAUCAACUGUUUACGCAGUCGCUGCUGCUGCUGAGCGACGGGUUGGCGUCGGGGUCGCUGCUGGCGCAGUACGAGCAGAUGUACCGGAAGAAUGCGGACCUGGCGAUUACGGAGGCCAGGAAGAACGAGAAUGUCAACAAGAAUCGCUACCGGGAUAUUUCGCCUUAUGAUUGUACGCGGGUUGUACUGCUGAACGCCGAAAGUGGUGACUACAUCAACGCAAACUACGUCAACAUGGAGAUUCCGCCGAGCGGAACGAUCAACCGGUACAUCGCAACGCAGGGGCCACUUUCAACGACCGUCAACGAUUUCUGGCGCAUGGUCCAGCAAGAGAGCAGCCACUUGGUGGUCAUGCUAACGACAGUCAUGGAGCGUGGUCGUCCGAAAUGCCACCAGUACUGGCCAUCCGCGGACGAGGAACCGCUCCAGCUGUCGGAAGGAUUCUCCAUCAAGUGUCUUAGCGAGAAGCCGGACGAAACGGGCAGUUUCGUGUUUCGGGAUCUUGUCAUGACGGACGAAAAGUCGAAAGAAACGCGCGUAAUUCAGCACAUGCAGUACCUGGCCUGGCCGGACCACGGCGUUCCGGCCGACCCGGAUCUGUUUCUGCAGUUUACCGAGAAGGUCCGGGCGGCGCGGAAUACCACCCUGCUGCAGGAGAUCGAGGCCAGCUUGAAGAACGUCAAGCUGAGGACGAUGGACGACAACGGAGGGCUGGACAUGUCGGAACGGCGCGUCAUCCACACGGACAGCGACGAGAGUCCGAACGAUAUGCCGUCGUCGACGUCGGUGCAUCAAUAUAUCAGCGCAGCUAAUCCGCCAAUCAUCGUGCACUGUUCGGCCGGAAUCGGUCGAACCGGUGUCCUCAUUCUGAUGGACACGGCGCUGGCCCUGAUGGAAACGAAAGAGCCAAUCUAUCCGCUGGACAUCGUACAAGCGAUGCGUGACCAGCGGGCCUGUAUGGUGCAGAAUGUGAGCCAAUACCGUUUUGUGUGCGAGUGCAUCUGCGCCGCGUACAAAAAGAUGGUCACCCAGGAGGCGUCCGAACCGCGCAUCAAAACUCCCUCCGUGAUAGCUGCUGCUGCUCCACCGUCGUCCACCCUGCCCACCACUCUCAACGGGCAACAUUCGCCGACCUCGUCCUCGUCGUCAUCAUCGCCCACCGACGAGGAGCAACCGGAACGGCGCCGUGCUCCCCUGGCGGCCGAGACGACCAGCCUGACGACGACGCCAACCACGACCAACGUGACGCCGACCAGCGGCAACGAAGAAGACGACGAACCGAAAACGGUUACGAACUGUGGCGGCGGCGCGGAAGGCUCUUGAUUAGAAACCGACGUUUGAAUGGUUGUGCUUUGGUUGAAACGUAUCCAGUAUCCCCAGAAUUUAAGUUGAUUCCUUUUUGUUUUAUCUAACGCCCCAUCUCCGUAUCUUCUCAACUGUAACGAGCGUGCAGCUACGUAUAUUUAUGAACCCCGUAUGUAAAAAUACGCAUUGUUUCACUCGUAGAGAUUGUGUGAUUCACCUGCAUAUAAUAUUAUAUUAUGGUAAUUAUUUAACCUAAACACUUUUUAACAGUAUCAUUUAAUCAGUGCUACGUGUUUAAGUCAUCAUUAUCAAUCGGUAGAGUAGAUUUCCGUGAGCGAAGAAUUUAACAAACUGCGUCCGUUAGUUAACCCUUGAAAAAAAAACUUGUGCGUCCCCUUUUCCCCACUUUGUGUAAGGUAUAUUGUCUGAAAUCGAAUAAAAAAUGUGUUUUGUCAAUUUCUUCAA